This is a messenger RNA of Ascochyta rabiei, 228 nucleotides long. RefSeq lists its product as uncharacterized. The coding region runs from base 1 to 228 and encodes 75 amino acids. The record is from RefSeq and is a predicted model, not a curated record. Lineage: Eukaryota; Fungi; Ascomycota; Dothideomycetes; Pleosporales; Didymellaceae. The transcript has a single exon.
AUGGCCCCUGCACUAAGGAUGACACGCUCAGUGAGUUAUCAGCUGAAAACAUUGCUGUUGACCACAACUCACACCUCUGACAGAUCAAAGAGAAGCUACCAUUUUUUUAGCAAAAUUAUCGGCCAGCGUUCGAUCUGUGGGUCGACCAUUCAUCUUGGUGUUGUUUUUUACGCUAAGGCAGCUACCGAGCCCUGCUGGGCACGGUCUUUGCAUAGACAACAACGCUAG